UUCAAACUUAUUAAGAAGCUUCACUUCUCAAGCUCCUCUUGUGAAGUUUUCCAUUCCAAAAAUGGCUCGUUCAAUAGCUAAUUUUCUUGUACUUAGUGCAAUAAUUGUUGUACUUAUUCAAUUAACACAAGCUGAAGUACAAGGUUCAUUUGAUGAUAAUUUUAGUAAAAGUUGUCCAGAAACUCAUUUCAAAACUUCUGAAGAUGGACAGAUCUGGUAUUUAUCAUUGGACAAGAAAGCAGGAUGUGGAUUUAUGACAAGGCAAAAAUACAGAUUUGGGUGGUUCAGCAUGAAAUUGAAAUUGGUGGGAGGUGAUUCUGCUGGUGUUGUCACUGCUUACUAUAUGUGCACAGAAGAUGGAGCAGGACCAACAAGAGAUGAAUUAGAUUUUGAGUUUUUGGGAAAUAGGACAGGUGAACCUUAUCUUAUACAAACAAAUGUAUACAAAAAUGGAACUGGUAAUCGUGAGAUGAGACAUGUUCUAUGGUUUGAUCCAACUGAGGAUUUUCACACUUAUUCAAUUCUUUGGAACACUCACCAAAUUGUGUUUUUCGUGGAUAGGGUACCGAUAAGGGUAUACAAAAACGCGAAUUAUACGAACAAUUUCUUCCCAAAUGAGAAGCCAAUGUACUUAUUUUCAAGUAUAUGGAAUGCAGAUGAUUGGGCUACAAGAGGUGGCUUAGAGAAAACAAAUUGGAAAAAUCAACCAUUUGUUUCAAGUUACAAAGAUUUUAGUGUUGAUGGUUGUCAAUGGGAAGAUCCAUAUCCAUCUUGUGUUUCAACAACAACAAAAAAUUGGUGGGAUCAAUAUGAUUCUUGGCAUUUAUCAAGUUCACAAAAAUUGGAUUAUGCUUGGGUACAAAGAAAUCUUGUAAUUUAUGACUAUUGUCAAGAUAGUGAGAGAUUUCCCAAAAAACCUGAGGAGUGUUGGUUAAAUCCAUGGGAAUAAUAAAAUUGAGAUAAACAUCCAGUAACCCCCCGAACUAUGACCAAAGUUUCUACGACACACUUCAAUUUCACAGGGUUCUAUUACCCUAAACUCAAGUUUAGCGUUUUUUUGUCACCUUUUUGUGCUGAUGCGACACGUUUAUUACAUAAAAUGGGGCCACGUCAAAGGUGCCAUGUCGGCUAAAAAGAAUGACAAAAGUAUGCUAAAGUUUAGUUCAAUGGGGUAAUAGGACCCUCGUGAAGUUGGAGUGCGUCGUAGCAAAUUUGGUCAUAGUUCAAGGAGGUACUCGAUGCUUUACUCAAUAAAAUUUGAAGAUAAAAAGAGAAAAGGAUAGCUCGAUGUAUUAAAACUCACGCUUUACGCGACGUUCAGAAGGGUAAGAGUCUAUUAUGAGAGAAUGGAGUUAUUUUGAUUUUUUUGGAUGUUGAGUGUAUAUGGCUUGUAUGAUUUUUGUAUUGUAUUAUUGAAUUUAUUAUUAUAUUAUUGAAGACUUCAUUUUUUUUUUU
Messenger RNA from Capsicum annuum, 1455 nucleotides. Its product is annotated as probable xyloglucan endotransglucosylase/hydrolase protein 8. Lineage: Eukaryota; Viridiplantae; Streptophyta; Magnoliopsida; Solanales; Solanaceae. Gene Ontology annotation, cellular component: apoplast; cell wall. Gene Ontology annotation, biological process: cell wall biogenesis; xyloglucan metabolic process. The transcript is spliced from 4 exons. Gene Ontology annotation, molecular function: hydrolase activity, hydrolyzing O-glycosyl compounds; xyloglucan:xyloglucosyl transferase activity. The record is from RefSeq and is a predicted model, not a curated record. Bases 62 to 949 code for a protein of 295 amino acids.